Molecule: messenger RNA, 3091 nt
Organism: Aspergillus ochraceoroseus IBT 24754
Lineage: Eukaryota; Fungi; Ascomycota; Eurotiomycetes; Eurotiales; Aspergillaceae
Gene: triA
Product: putative mRNA capping nucleoside-triphosphatase
Exons: 4
Coding region: 389-2698 (769 amino acids)
Biological process (GO): polynucleotide 5' dephosphorylation; 7-methylguanosine mRNA capping
Cellular component (GO): mRNA capping enzyme complex
Molecular function (GO): polynucleotide 5'-phosphatase activity
Source: RefSeq, a predicted model, not a curated record
GUAACUAAAGUGCAAAGAGAGUCAUGUUCAGCCAUCUCUCCCUCCAUCCUCUCCAUCUGCUUCGCAUCGCAUCCAAAUUCCCGAUGUAUAGAAGAAUCGCGCAGCUCCCGCCAAUCAACCCUUCCCGAAUCUGCCAACUUCAACCUCGUCAAUUCUUUCUUUCCUUUUCUCCUCCUUAUCAUCAGCAUCAUCCCCAUUUCCUACCUCCUUCCCUCUAUUCCAUCCCUAAAUGUCUUCUUCUUCAUCUUUCCCCCUUCCUCCUCCUCGUCCUUGGUAGGCAUCAACUCCCCCGUCAUCCGCUUUGGGGUGUUGUGGAAGGGGGUGUCUCGUGGUCAAAUUAAUUCGUUUCCUUCCAAUUCAUUCUUCCAUCCCCGAUCGUUCGAUCAUCAUGGAUUUGCGCACCAUUAUGAAUAGCGAUGCUGCGGCCUCUUCGCAUCGCGCCCAAUCCCCCUCAGCCCAUCAGUCACCGUCGCAACAACUCGCCCGUAAAGCGUCCGAUCCGGUUUAUCCUGCACACGAGCAACACGCAUCGCCGUCGUCCGCUACAUAUGCGUCAAACUAUCCAGGUGGGCCAUCGCAACAACCUCCGCCGCUCCAGCGCACCCACACAUCUCCAGACCGGUCCUCAUCCUACGGUUCGUUGCAGUCGCCCUAUCAGUAUCAAGCCUCAUCAUCGUUGAACGCGAGCGCACAAUCCCAACGCGGCCAGAGCCCCCCGGCUCCCUAUGGCUCCUCUACUUCGCGUGACUCCUUCGCGGCGCCAGCCGGCUAUAAUCAUUCACAACAACAACAACAAUCCCCGAUCGCUCAUCAGCGCUCUCAAUCAAUCCAAGAGAGCCCUUCCGCGGCCGCCCCCCAGCCAUACCCACCGCAACAGUUCCCUCCUCCCGCACAAGGGUCGCUUCCAGGCACACCCCGGGCUUCUAUUGCCGUCCCUUAUCAGCAUUCACCCCCGUCCUCCGCUCGUCCGCAGUCCUCCGGCCAUGAUUCUUUGUCCAAUCGCGCGUCCAGCCCCUGGGUUGGACAAGAUGCGCAGAUACACAUGUCCCCAACAGCAGUUCCCCGCGCGGCUCGUCACGGUUCAAGGCCACUCGAUCAGACACCGCGCCAGAACUCGGUUGCGACCGAGAGGAGAGAAUCGGAUGAGAGUGUUAGCCCCAAGACGACAUUUGCUCCGGGGUCCCGAAGACAGAGUACGGCAAGUUAUAAUGAUCAAUCUGCUCCAUCGCAGCUAAAUCACAUUGAGAAUGGCAUUGCCGUAAAGAACACUCGCACCUCUACGCAAAAUUCUCACCCCGGCCAACCAGCGACAACGUCGCAGACCAGCUCCCCUUCGACCCAGGGAUUUGUUGCAAAUGAGUCCCCCAAGGUGAAGCGAGAGCGUUCGCUACCGCCUAAGGCAAACUUUUCUCCGGAAUCUAGCCUUAUCAAUUCGAGCCCCCAGGCCCCAAAACGGAAACGAAGGCGUUUCAACGAGCCGCCAAUAUAUGCGCAACGAUCAGUUCGCACUAAGGGGAAAUGCCCCAUGAUUCCAAAUCGGUUCCCACCUAUCCCUAAGCACGUUAGAGACACUCCCCAAAACCCGUGGUUCACGCGCCAGCAGGUUUCCUUCCAGGCUGCUCCUCCCCCGGUAAAAGCCAAAACAGAGAGUCCAUCUACAAAUGGCCCACCAGCCGCUGCUACAACAACAACAACUACUACUGCUGCUGCUGCUGCUGCUACUACUACUACUACCGCCGCUGUCGCCGUGGCCGCUCCAGUGCAGCAACCUGGAACGGCACAGCUGAAGAGUCUUGGACCAUGGGAGCCCUCCAUCACUGGGUUUAUCCCCCACGAGGAAGUCACCAAAUUGGUUUGCGAUUUCCUCUUUCAGCAUGUGGUUCUCAGGAAUGAUGCCAUGGCAGGUCCCGCAGGCUCAUUAUCCGCUGGUUCAGGCGCGAUAAUCGAGGUUGAAGCGAAGCUGGGCCACCUUGUGGAUCUCGACCGGGGAGAGAGACUUAGCCUACCGAUAUUGACGGAAAGUGUUAUCAGCAGAGACAAUCCUCGGUUUCGAACCUCCUUUCAAAGCAACAUGACUCAGGCACAACAUCGGGCAAUGAACAACUUCCUCAACGAGGCUGUGAGAGCUUCUAUGCCGCAAGCCAACCCGGGGAGAAUACCCCUCUCAUAUGCUCAUAAAAAAGAACGAGAUACGUUCUACGAAGUAUCUCCUUCUGAACUCCCACCUGUGAUUCGACAAAACCUCAACCCCCGGCAUAAGCCCAAAGUAAGGGUCACGGUUGACCAACGCACUGGCGAGGUUCUAGCUAAGAUUGUGAAAUGCCGAGUAGCCGAUCUCGAUGUUCAUAGCCCUCGUACCUGUGUUGAUUGGCGGGUAAGUGUUAACCUGGAAAUGAAUUACGAUGGAGACCAUCAACAUCUCCCACUGGCGGAGACAGGUCGGGGUAGCAGCGAUCGAAAUAAGGACCGCAUGAGCUAUCGACACCUGGCAUAUCAGGUCGACCUGACUCAAGUCGCCAGGUCUGAGCCAUCCGCGAAGGGGGAAUUUGAGCACGAAUUGGAAAUCGAGGUGUCUGCCGCUGAAAUCCGCCGUCAAGGGCAGCUUGCCAUGGCCGGAGACCCGAAAAAUCAGUACGAAGAUCUCGUUAAAGGACUGGUGGACAAUAUUCGCGUAUUGGCGCGAGCGGUUCCUCCCUAAAUGACGUCCUUGAGAUUCCAUUCACGAUUACACCUCAUCCUGCAUUACCGCCGCCGCUUUAGCCGGGCUAAAAUAAUGCUUACCUUUUCUUUUCUUCCUUCCACCUUUAUAUUUCUUUCUCACUUCGAGCCAUCUUUGGCUCCACUCCCCCUCCCUUUUUGGAUCAUUAUUUAUGAAUUAGAAAAGGAGUUUUUAAUUGCAGGAUGUGGUCGGCAAAUUCCGACGAAGAAAGGAGACUGGGGACAGACUGCAAGGAUGAUAUCUUCCUUUCGCAUUUAUGUUUUAAUAACUAUCUAUUAUUUACAACAACGUGCUACAAAAGAACACUAGAGAUGAACGGACGCAGAGAACCCAUGGGAUAUAUUUUCUCCCCUUUCGCCCCUUCAUUGCAUU